Messenger RNA from Cydia fagiglandana, 4322 nucleotides. RefSeq names its product zinc finger protein 62 homolog. The transcript has 4 exons. Bases 1 to 1977 code for a protein of 658 amino acids. The record is from RefSeq and is a predicted model, not a curated record. Gene Ontology annotation, molecular function: RNA polymerase II cis-regulatory region sequence-specific DNA binding; DNA-binding transcription factor activity. NCBI's taxonomy places the organism in Eukaryota, Metazoa, Arthropoda, Insecta, Lepidoptera, Tortricidae. Gene Ontology annotation, biological process: regulation of transcription by RNA polymerase II.
AUGGAAGGUUCCAGCGGCCUGUCUGAGUGUGUGCGCGUGAAGGAGGAGCCCGCCGAGCCAGAAGCGGAGCCCGAGCACCCGCCGCCCGGCGCGGCGCCAGGAGUACACAUCAAAGAAGAGCCACAGAAUGGACAUCAUUCAGACAGUCUGAAGGAGGCAGAGCGUGUCAAGCAAGAGACGGAGUGUGAAAAUGAAGUCAAGGAAGAUCCCUCAUGCUCCGACAGUGAGUGUGGUGUGAGUGAGGCAGCCGUGCUGGCCGGCCUGUACACAGACCAUGAAGUCAAAGAUGAGCUUGUUCUGGGACAGGAAUGUCCAUAUCGACCUGACGUCACUCUAGUAGUUAAUGGUCGCGUUGGCUCUGUGCUCCGAGAUUGCUGCGUGACACUCGAACGCCUUCCACACGUCGAGACGCUCGCCAAGCGCCAAUACACAACUCACACUGAGGCACAAUCUGAUAAUGACGAAUUAUACGCUAGAGAGAAAGUACCGAUAUGUGAUCGGUGUGGUGAAAGCUUCAGUCUAAAGUCAGAUUUAUUGAAACACGUCAUGGAUCAUAUCCACAGCCCUUCAAGCGCGGAGCAGGAAGGGAGUGGACACAGUUAUGCAUUUGAUGGUCAAUGGACGCAGGAGCAGGAGCGCGCCCUGUGCCGCAAAUACGAUGUUCGGGACUGCUGCGUGCUUCUCAAACGCCUCCAACACCACGAGGCUCACGCCGCCAGCGACACCCAAUACAUAACUCAAACUGACACGGAAUCUGAUACAGAGGAAGUACACACUGGAGUUGACUAUGAGAAACCAACAUGUGAUCUUUGCGGAGAAAGUUUUACACUGAAAUCCGAUUUGAAGAAACAUAUCAUGAUUCAUAUCCAGGUACCUACCACACACCAUCCACAAGCGGGUACUGAUAGGGAAUCGGAUACUGAAGAGAAAAACAUCGAUAUUGACUGUGAGAAUAUGUACGUAGGUCGCACUAAACAAAUGUAUGAACAUUCAGAAAUGCAUGCUUAUGAGUGUGACAUUUGCGGUAAAAUAUUUCAGCGAAAAAAUAGCUUAACACAUCAUAUUAAAACGCACUCGACCCAGUCAAAGUCUAAGGUUUUUAAAUGUAAUAACGUAGGAGAGAAAUCAUACUGCUGCGAAACAUGUGGAAAGUGUUUCCAAUCUGAAUAUCGGUUGAAUGCACAUAUACGAAUUCACACCGACAUAAGAGCAUAUUCGUGUGACAUAUGUAAAAAACGAUUUAAAACUGUGAAGUGCUUAAAAGCUCAUACACUGAUUCAUGGUGACACAAGACCAUAUUUGUGUGAAGUGUGUAAAAAACGAUUUAGAACUAGGGCAUUUUUAAAACAACAUAUACCGAGUCAUAGUAACAUAAGACCAUAUUCGUGUGACGUGUGUAAAAAACGAUUUAAAAGUGUGAAUUGUGUAAAUAGACAUAUGCGGAUUCAUGGUGACAUAAGACCAUAUUCGUGUGACGUAUGUAAAAAAAGAUUUAAAAGUGUGAGUUGUGUGACUAGACAUACGCGGAUCCAUGGUGACAUACGAGUAAGACCAUAUUUCUGUGACGUAUGUAAAAAACGAUUUGAAACCAGAUGUUGUUUAAAAAAACAUACACAGAUUCAUAGUGACUUAAGACCAUAUGUGUGUGACGUAUGUAAAAAACGAUUUAAAACCAAAUGUUGUUUAAAAAAACAUAUACAGAUUCAUAGUGACUUAAGACCAUAUGUGUGUGACGUAUGUAAAAAACGAUUUAGAACUGGGACUGGUUUAAAAAAUCAUACACUGAUUCAUGAUGACAUAAGACCAUAUUUAUGUGACGUAUGUAAAAAGCGAUUUAGAACUGUGGGUGACUGUAAAAAACACACACGGAUUCAUACUGGGGAAAAACCAUACACAUGUAAAAUAUGCAACAAACGAUUCACGCACCUGUCAACCUUAAGGAAACAUGACUUAACUCAUACUUACUGCAGAAAAUAGGUUUUCCAAUGAAAUAUGUAAAAUUGCUAUGUAUUUAAAAAUUCAUACACGGAAUCAUUGUGACCUAAGACCAUAAUUCAUAAUUAAGAAUUCAUUCAUUACAUUUAUUAUAUAAUCAUGUUUUAUAAGGUCUUACAAAGGGCCUAUUACGGCUAGAGUCUGGCUUUUGAAAUAUUACCCAAAGUUUUGGCGGGAAAUUCAAAAAAUCUUGGGCUGGGCACCCUGUGUGUAGUAGGAACUAUAGCUUUGAUAAUAGACAAUAUUUUUUAUUUUCUUUGCACACGUAAGGUACCUAAAUAAUUAAGUUAAAUAUACGUUGACGUGCACUCAAAGUCAGCUCACAUAAUUUCUACCACUAUUUAAAGUACAGUCAACGACAUAAACAUAAGUAUAUGUUCUAAUGUUAUGAUUUUAAUGAUAUUUUCCAGCACUUCUAGUUUAUCCGUUUUUUUUACACACUUGUCCUAUUUAUGAGAUCCAGGUAUUAAUAAAUUCACGUACUUAUACAAAGUUAAGAGAAAUGUUAGAAGUAGUACUUAAAGUAUCAAAAUAUUAUAUUAUUUAUAGAGCCUACUAAUACUAAUACCUACUAAAUAGUUUACGAUAUGUAAACAUUGCAGUUUUUCGUUAUAAAAUGCUUCACGUCGACUUCGCACGUUGUCGUAAUUAUUUACGAGCUUAAAUAAUAGUUUGCGGAACACACUCGGCAUUAUAGUCAUGAUUAAUAUUAUUUAAGUAUUAUUAGGCCAUAUAUGUCGUACUACAGAUAACCGGUGGACCAAACAUGUCACAGAAUGGUUACUUAUGGACACACCGAGAAAACAGAAAAAACCGAAUACAAGACGGAGAGAUGAGCCACGAAAUUUCGACUGAUACUGGUGGAGAACAGCACAGAAUAGGAAGGAAUGGGAAAAACUGGGGGAGGCCUUUUCCGCCCACGCGACAUGCAAAUGAAUAAAAUAAAAAAAUAAUUUAAUAAAUAAAUGUAAUAACAAAUAAAGGCUAUUACUAUUAAGUAUUAUUUAAAAUAAACGCCUUAUAAAUCGUGAACAAUUUGAAUGAAUGGCAUAAAUUGACAACAGACUUUAACUUUUUCUAAAAGCAUACACAAUUGGUGAUACAACAAGGAAAUAUUUGUCAACAAUAUUUGGCUAGCCAUACUCUAGUGACGUUUUUUAGGUAUUGCAUUGAUAGAGUCUGGCUAGCCAAAAAUUGUUGACAGAUAUUUCGUUGUUGUAUCACCAAUUGUCUAUGAUUUUAAAAAAAGCUAAAAGACAGUUGUCAAUUUAUGUCAUUUCGCUCAGGUUCGCAAACUAUUAUUUAAGCUCGUAAAUAAUUACGACAGUGUGCGAAGUCGACGUGUAGCAUUGUAUAACGAAAAACUGCAAUGUUUACAACUCCUAAACAAAUGUAAACAAAUUAGGAGGUUGGUGCUCUAUAAAUAUUUUGAUACUUAGCAUUUAGCAUAUUUGGCAUAGUAAUUAUGUAUUUUUUGGUGAUGGAUUAAUAUUACGGUAUUGUCGAGUUAGAUCUUAUUUGCACUACAUUUCAUUUUUCGCCUUGUUACAAUGGUAGUAGUAGUAGUAGUAAAACACUUUAUUGUACAAAAAACAAAACAAAACAUCAGGAAAAAUAACAUUCAUCAUCACAAAGGCGAACUUAUCCCUUUAAGGGAUCUCUUCCAGUUAACCUUUGAGCAAUUGAGGGAGAAUUAUAAUGGUAUAUGGUGAGAAAGUGUUAACACAUGUGUUUAUCGUUGACUGUACUUUACAUAGUUGUAGAAAUUAUGUGAGCUGACUUUGAGUGCACUUCAACGUAUAUUUAACUUAUAUCCUUAGGUACCUUACGUGUGCAUAGAAAAUCAAAUAUUUUCUAGUAUCAAAACUAUAAUUCCUACUACGCAAAGUGUGACAACCCAAGAUUUUUUUAAUUUCCCGCCAAACAUUUGAGUAAAAUUUCAGUAGGUAGCCAGACUCUAAAAAUAAACCGUUAUUUGCGUGAUUUCUGUAUAAAACAAAGUUUUACUAUCAAUUUAAUGCAAAUAAAUAUUUGAAAGUAGAUAGAUGCGCAUAUAUUUAUGUAGUAAUAUUGUGUAAUUAAUAAAACGCAAUUGUUUUUUGUACGGAAAGCGAACCACCUUAAGGCUAAUCACUGCUUCUUAACUAGGUACCCUUAAUGUACAUAUUUUUUGCAAUUUACUCUAUUGUUUCCCGUAAUUAAGACUAUGUUUUUAUAUCAUUCGGACAGAAGUUUUUGUGGCAAAAUAAGUGUCUGAGAAAAUGAAACAUCGAUAAAUCUUAUGUGUCCGACCGAAACAUGUUUUUUUGCCGAAACCGAAACCGAAU